CCUUUGUCUUUCAUCAGAAGGAUGUGUCAUAUGACCUGUGCACGGUGUGUGGGGGCCACCCUCAUCCCUCUGGCCGUGUCAGCCACCUUGACAAAUAUCCUUCUCUUCUUUCCCGGAGCUAACAAAAUGGACAACAAUAUACACCUUUCCGAAGAGGUCUGGUAUUUUGGAGGAAUAUUAGGAAGCGGGGUCUUGAUGAUUCUUCCUGCUGUCUCAUUGUUGAAUUCGAAGACUAUUGACUGCAGUGCAAUCUAUGAACAGGAGGAUUGUGGAAAGAAGCUCAAAAUGCUGAACACCAUGAUGUUUCUUGGGACUGGCAUUGUAGGAGCUUUAUAUGCAUUUGCCAUCUCAGUGGUUGCUAUUAUUAGGGGUCCCAAAUGUCUUGUGGGAAACAAUACAUGGGAAUAUCCCUUUCAUGAUGGGAACUAUCUCAAAGACAUAGGAUUGUGGAAUAACUGCAAAGAACCUAUUCAUAUUGUACCCUGGAACUUAUCUUUCUUCUCCAUCCAGCUCAUAAUAAGUGGCAUUCAGAUAUCCCUCUGUGGCACUUAUGUGGCCAAAAUUUGCUGUGAUGUUUCCUGCAAAAAAUGUCGAUGCCCUAAGAUCUUCAGGGGACCCAUCACAGUCAAACCCUCAUAUAUUCUUGCCUGGAUUAUCACAAUAACCUAA
Molecule: messenger RNA, 669 nt
Organism: Sarcophilus harrisii (Tasmanian devil)
Lineage: Eukaryota; Metazoa; Chordata; Mammalia; Dasyuromorphia; Dasyuridae
Product: transmembrane 4 L6 family member 4
Exons: 5
Coding region: 22-669 (215 amino acids)
Cellular component (GO): membrane
Source: RefSeq, a predicted model, not a curated record